Messenger RNA from Hyaloperonospora brassicae, 885 nucleotides. The record is from the annotation of a GenBank genome assembly. Lineage: Eukaryota; Oomycota; Peronosporomycetes; Peronosporales; Peronosporaceae.
AUGGCCGAGCCCGACGAGCUCUUUACGCUCAAGAACCAGCUCUGGGUCGGCAACUACGCGAACGUCCUGAGCGAGAGCGCACUCCUCAAUCACCUGAGCGAGUCGCUCCGCAACGAGCGCGACGUGUACGUGUACCGCGCGCACUUGGCGCUCGGCAACGUGUCGCUCGUGUUGCAGAGCAUUCCCGACGCCGGGGCACAGACGCCGAUUGCGCUAAGUGCGGUCCGGCUCUGGGCCACGUACUUAAGCGGCCACCACGACGACAAGGAGCUGCUGGACUUGACGCUCAGCGAGUGGCUCCAGGACCCCCUCAGCGGCGAGAACCCGCACCUGUUGCUGCUUGCGGGACAGAUGUACGCGCUCGAGAACAAACUGUCGGACGCGCUGUCGACGCUCUUGCGCGGGGGAUCGCUCGAGCAUCUGCUGUACGUCGUGCACCUGUACCUGCAGAUGCACCGACUGGACCUCGCGACGAAGACAGUGGAAGACAUGCAGCGCAUUGAAGAAGACUCGACGCUGACGCAGCUCGCGCACGCCUGGUGCCUCACGGUGCAGGGCGGCGACAAGGCCGACGAAGCCACGCUGCAUUUCCAGGAGCUCGCCGACCGCUUUGGCGCGACGCCGUUGCUGCUGAACGGCGCGGCCGCUGCGUUCAUGGCGCUGGCGAACUACGACGAAGCCGAGCGGCUGCUGCUGGACGCCGUGCAGAAAGAUUCGGGCAACGAGGACACGCUGGUCAACUUGAUUGCUGUCAGUGCCCACUUGAACAAGCCCACGCAGCAGUACAUUGGACAGCUGCAGCAGGUCGCACCGUCCAGUGCGUGGCUCAAGAACUACGUGCUGCUGGACCAGAGCUUUCUCGAGAUGGCGGCGGGGUUUGCUUGA